Messenger RNA from Mus musculus (house mouse), 926 nucleotides. RefSeq names its product IMP1 inner mitochondrial membrane peptidase-like (S. cerevisiae) (gene Immp1l). Gene Ontology annotation, molecular function: serine-type peptidase activity; serine-type endopeptidase activity. Gene Ontology annotation, biological process: protein maturation; proteolysis. Gene Ontology annotation, cellular component: mitochondrion; mitochondrial inner membrane; membrane. The record is from RefSeq and is marked validated. The transcript has 7 exons. Lineage: Eukaryota; Metazoa; Chordata; Mammalia; Rodentia; Muridae. The coding region runs from base 199 to 699 and encodes 166 amino acids.
GUACGCGGCCCUGGUCCGUCUGAGUCCUGGCCGAGGAACUUCUGUUGGUGUUUGGGGCCGCAGGAAUCGGAAGCCAUGGAUGACCCAUGCACGCUUUGAGACCUCCGUCAGAUCUGGGGUUUCCUGGAAACCUACCAUAAAGUUGAACAAAUUGUAGAACAGACUUAUGGCUGGUGGUAGCAGAGUCAACAUCAAAGUAUGCUUCGUGGUGUUCUGGGAAAGGCUUUUCGACUUGCUGGCUAUACCAUUCAGUAUGGCUGCAUAGCUCAUUGUGCUUUUGAAUACGUUGGUGGUGUUGUAAUGUGUUCUGGACCAUCAAUGGAACCCACAAUUCAAAAUUCAGAUAUUGUCUUUGCAGAAAAUCUUAGCCGACAUUUUUAUGGCAUCCAAAGAGGUGACAUUGUAAUUGCAAAAAGCCCAAGUGAUCCAAAAUCAAAUAUCUGUAAAAGAGUAAUUGGUUUGGAAGGAGACAAAAUCCUCAGCACUAGUCCAUCUGAUGUAUUUAAGAGCCGCAGUUACGUGCCAACAGGUCAUGUUUGGUUAGAAGGUGAUAACUUACAGAAUUCUACCGAUUCCAGGUAUUAUGGACCUAUACCAUAUGGACUAAUAAGAGGACGUAUCUUCUUUAAGAUUUGGCCUUUCAGUGACUUCGGAUUUCUGCGUGACAGCCCAAAUGGCCAGAGAUUUUCUGAUGAUUAAUAAGUAUUUCUUGAUUACUGUCUCCUAUUCAAGUGAAUUUAUUACUACAGUUGAAACCAUGAACUUAAUAAACUAUUUGCUAUUCAGUUUUAUUUAUGUUUUAAAUAUAAGAGUAAAUAUCACACUCUGCAAUAUAUAUUAAGUAAAAGUAUUUAGAUAAAAAUUGACCCAAAACAAAUUUUCUUUCUAAAUUGUAUGAUAUAAAAAUAUAUUGGGGAAGAAAUCCA